This is a messenger RNA of Vitis vinifera (wine grape), 426 nucleotides long. RefSeq names its product auxin-responsive protein SAUR21. The transcript has a single exon. Gene Ontology annotation, biological process: response to auxin. The coding region runs from base 1 to 426 and encodes 141 amino acids. Lineage: Eukaryota; Viridiplantae; Streptophyta; Magnoliopsida; Vitales; Vitaceae. The record is from RefSeq and is a predicted model, not a curated record.
AUGGUUAUGAGGUCGAAGAAGAUUCUCCGGCUAUGGCUAUGGUGGGCGCCGCAGCAGCAGCGUAGGCCUCCGGCAUUGCCACUGAAGGAGGGUUUUCAAGAUCAUUCGACCGAGAACUCGAGGGAGUCAUUGCUGGCCAGCCAGUACUUGUGUCAAUGGAACCUAAAGGAGGUCCCCAGAGGGUUCUUGGCAGUGUACGUUGGGCCGGAACUAAGGCGGUUUGUAAUCCCUACCAGCUACUUGUCCAUGCCUGACUUUAGGGCUUUGAUGGAGCGAAUGGCCGAUGAAUUCGAGUUCAAGCAAGAAGGUGGACUGCAAAUUCCUUGUGAGGAGGAAGAUUUUCAGGAGAUACUGGGGAAGUGUCUGACAAGGCAUAAAAUGAAGAACACGAACAAGAAGAAACAUAAAGGAGUACAACAAAAUUGA